UUCACAUUUUCAAUUAAUAAUAAUUAUAAACAUAAGUAUGUUCAAUUACACAAAAGUGCAGUUAAGGACAAAUCUUUGUUUUCUGCUGAGUUUAAAAAAUUAGAAAUAGUGAUGUCUUUCCUGUAUUCAUCAUGGGCAUUAAACUAUGUAAUAUUCUGCAUUACUAUAUUUUUCCUUCUAUACAAAUACUUCACUAGACAAUUUGAUUACUGGAACAAACGAGGGGUAUAUACCUCAAAACCGGUUCCGUUUUUUGGCAACGUUUUUGACGUUGUAAUAUUUAAACGAAACUUGUCAGAACAUAUAAAAAAGCUCUACGAUGAAACUGACGAACCAUAUUUUGGGAUUUUUGUUUUUGACAAACCAGUCUUGGUGCUAAAAUCUCCUAAAUUAAUUAAAGACAUCUUGAUUAAAGAUUUCCACAUGUUUUGUGAUAGAAGUUUAGCAGACGGUAGCCAUGAUAAAACAAUCUCCAACUUCGUAUUUUUUCAAAAAAACCCAAAAUGGAAUCUCACGAGGAAAAAGUUAACUUCUUUUUUUACUUCUUCGAUGUCAAAAGCAUUUUUUACAAAUAUAGAAUUAAUCAACCAGAAGUUUAUCGAACAUUUAGAAAAUAUUUCUGAACCCGUUGAUGCAAAAGCUAUAGCGGGCCAUUUCAGCACGGAAAUGAUUGCACGUUGUUUUUUCGCAACUGAUCCACGCUGUUUUGAAAAAGAACCAUCCAAGUUCCGACACUGUGUUCACAGGAUAUUUCAAUUUAGUGUAAGAAACGGACUGAUACAAACUUUCUAUUUUUUAAAACCGAGUUUGAUAAAAUUAUUCAAAUUAAACUUCCUUGAAACUUCGGUCAUGGAAUAUUUCCAUAAAAUAUUUUUGGAAGCCAUGGAAUGUAGGAAGGAUUAUGAUGGCAAACCUGUUAAUGCGGUUGAUGUAGUGAACCACUUGAAAAAAAAGCAUAAUGGAGAGUUUCCUGAUCAGUAUCUUUACAUCUCGAAUACCAUGUUUUUAUUAGUGGCUGGACACGAAACAACUAGUUCUGCAAUUGGUUAUGCCUUAUAUGAAUUGGCAGUUAAUCCAGAUAUACAGGAAAAGUUGAGAAAUUCAGUCCAAGAUAAUUACAAAACUUACGAAGGCCUUACAUAUGAAGGAGUACAAAAAAAUAAUUAUUUGGAUAUGGUUAUUAAUGAAACUUUAAGAAAAUAUGGCCUUUUACCGGUUCUUGAUAGAGAUGCACUCGCCGACUAUCAGUUUGAAGGUACAGAUCUUGUCAUUGAAAAGGGAACAGCAGUUUACAUUCCUUACUUUGCUAUGUUUAGGGAUCCCAAAUAUUUCCCAAAUCCCCUGAAGUUUAAUCCAGAAAGAUUUGCUGAUAAUACUUUCAAUUCAGAUGGUUACACCUUUUUCCCAUUCGGAGAGGGACCAAGAGCAUGCAUAGGUAAACGCCUAGGACUCCUAGCUAUUGCUGCAUGUGUCUCAAAUGUCGUAUUAAAAUUUAAUAUUGAAAAAUGUGAAGCAACUCCUGAUGCAAUUGAAUUUGAACCCAAAUCGUUGGCUCUGCAGUCAAAGGAUGGACUAAAGAUAAAACUAAUAGCCAGAGAAUAACAUAUUACAAAUAUACGUAAUUAAUUUUAACACAAAAUGUCAAAGCUAAUAUAUUGUUAUGGGUCUACCCCAAAAUCCCUAUAGCCAAUAUUCCGACAACUAAAAUUCCGACGACCAAAAUCCCGACACGCCAAAAUCCCGACAGCCAAAAUCCUGAUGACCAAAAUCCCGACAAAUCAAAAAUCCCGCCAAAUUUUCAAAACAAUGGUUGCGUUCGGACGACCACAGCGGCUGGAUAGCUGAGCCAGCAGUAGCUGUCAGACGUCACCGCUGGAAGCCAGCCGCUGAGAGAUUUACUAAGCUUUCCCUAUCACGGCUGGAUGCAACCACUCAGCCGAUUUCUGCUGCCAGCCAGCCGCUAUGGUCGUCCGAACGCACCCAAUAAUACAUAGUAUCUAUCUAUUUUUGUUACGUUAUUGUUUUGUUGUUUUGUUUAGUUUACCAUUUAAUACGAACUAAUUUUCUAAAUAAAAUUUCUAACAUAGGUACGUGAAUUAAAUUAUCUUUUGCCAAUAUAUAAUUCAAUAUACUGUUAUUCUCUACCUUUUCUAUUUAUUUAGAUUAAUUAGCAAAUUCUUAAUUUGAUUGAUUACCCAAUUAUUUUAUCUAUUGCCUAUGUAAAGACAUAACUAAAUUCAAAUUAAAUUUUCCAAUCAAUUUUAUUGUCAGGGCUAAUUUUGUAUUUGAUCCAAUACCAGUAAUGUGUGGAUUCUAGUAUUUCUGGUUUUUUAUUUCUUCUAGAAACAGGGAAAUUGACAACAGUCAAAUUUAUAUACAUGUAAUCUAUUGUUUUUAUUAAAUGCCGUGUACAUA
Molecule: messenger RNA, 2415 nt
Organism: Diabrotica virgifera virgifera (western corn rootworm)
Lineage: Eukaryota; Metazoa; Arthropoda; Insecta; Coleoptera; Chrysomelidae
Product: cytochrome P450 6j1-like
Exons: 5
Coding region: 112-1602 (496 amino acids)
Molecular function (GO): iron ion binding; oxidoreductase activity, acting on paired donors, with incorporation or reduction of molecular oxygen; monooxygenase activity
Source: RefSeq, a predicted model, not a curated record